Molecule: messenger RNA, 3280 nt
Organism: Erpetoichthys calabaricus (reedfish)
Lineage: Eukaryota; Metazoa; Chordata; Cladistia; Polypteriformes; Polypteridae
Gene: gpr83
Product: G protein-coupled receptor 83
Exons: 4
Coding region: 671-1936 (421 amino acids)
Biological process (GO): neuropeptide signaling pathway
Cellular component (GO): membrane
Molecular function (GO): neuropeptide Y receptor activity
Source: RefSeq, a predicted model, not a curated record
UGAGGCCGUUAGAGCCACAAUUGGCUGCUCCCCGACACUGUGUAUCCUCAGCAUCCUUUAUAAAGCAAACUGACUGCGUGCUUAUCUCUCAUUCCUGCGAGGAGCUUGCAGGCUGUAGCCACAGCAGCGACGUGGGCAGCUCAGCGCUUGGCAAAGUUGCGCUCAGAAUCUGCAGACCUGCGGACACCGAGAAACGCUGCAUACUGGGAUAGCGCUACUGAAGACAACUGAGGAGCCCGUCUGUCUGGUUUGUCCCGGAGAAAGUGAAGUAACAACUAACGACCACUUUGAUUUGCUCUCAGCAAGGCUCUGCGUGUGUCAUUUGGGAUUUGCCUGUCAGUGUUAGUUACCUUUGCUAUAUAAACUAGUGUGCCCAACUCUCAACUCUGCGACCUCAAAGAUAUAUGUCUGUGCACGAUCUGUUGGACUGCCUGUGAGUAGACAGAGUGCCCACUGUUUCUACCUGUCAAGGUAUCUUAUUUUCUACGUGACCCGCCGAAGUGUAUCUGUGCCAGGCAUCAGCUAACGUGCCAGUGUGGAUCAUCCAGGAGGGUCUCCCCGGACUGCUUUUUAGACAUAUGUAAAUCUGCUGAACAAGACUCAGCGGGGCGUGUCUUUGUGCCAGCUGCCCGGGACCCGUGGAGCGCCCGUCCAUAUCUGUGCUUGGAACAUGACGCGCUACAUGCUUCUGUCCUUGCCAUACGUGUCCAAGCCCUUUUCCAAACGAGAGGGUACCAACGGGAGCGACCUAUUCUCGACCAUGUACGGACUCCCCAACAGCUCUUCGUUUUUUAAUUUUAACUUCACUUUGGUAGAGGAGCUCUACAACAACGAGACCAAGUUCGAAGCGGAGUCUCAGAACGCCACAGUUAAGGCUCUGCUCAUCUUUGCCUAUUCCGUAAUCAUAGUGAUCUCCUUAUUCGGUAACAUUCUGGUGUGUCAUGUGGUGAUAAAGAGCAAGAGAAUGCAUUCGGCUACAAGCCUCUUCAUCGUCAACUUGGCUAUCGCUGACAUCAUGAUCACUCUUCUCAACACCCCCUUUACGCUGGUCAGAUUUGUGAACAGUACCUGGGUGUUUGGGAAGCUUAUGUGUCACAUCAGCAGGUUUGCCCAGUACUGCUCAGUGCACGUCUCUGUCUUAACGCUCACAGCUAUUUCCCUGGAUCGCCAUCAGGUGAUAAUGCACCCCCUCAAGCCAAGGAUGUCUACGGUGAAAGGUGUUAUCUGCAUUGUGAUUAUCUGGGUGAUGGCCACCUGCUUCUCAUUGCCCCAUGCCAUCUAUCAGAAGCUCUUCCGUUUUGAAUAUGGAAACAAAAAAGUCCGCAUGGUCUGCCUGCACAGCUUCCCUGAACCAGCAGAGCUCUUCUGGAAGUACUUGGACUUGGCCACUUUCGUGCUGCUCUAUGUUCUGCCUUUGCUUGUCAUCUCCGUGGCAUACGUGGUUGUGGCAAAGAAGCUAUGGCUGAGGAAUGCCAUUGGUGAUGUGACGAUGGAGCAGUACUAUGCCCAUCGCCGGAAGAAGAAGAUGACUCUCAAGAUGCUUAUGCUGGUAGUUGUGGUGUUUGCCGUGUGCUGGUUCCCGCUAAACUGCUAUGUUGUCCUGGUAUCCAGUAAAGCCAUCAUCACCAAUAAUGGACUUUACUUUGCUUUCCACUGGUUUGCCAUGAGCAGCACUUGCUAUAAUCCCUUCAUCUACUGCUGGCUCAAUGAGAGCUUCCGCUCCGAGCUCAAGUCCCUGUUGUGUGUGUGCAGGCGGCAGAGGAUGAGGAACUUGCACACCCUGCCUGCUGUCUCACCACCCUCCCGAAAUGCCUGGACUGAGAGUGGCAACUACAAAAAGGGCAAACUUGCCCACAAUUUACAGUAUGCUUCUUCCAGUGCCAACUCAGGCAAAACAGACAUUUCCAUUGUUGAGCCCAUUGUAACUGUAAGCUAAGCUGCUGUCGAGGUCCAGAGAGAAAAAAAUAAGAGCAAACAGUGGCACAUCUGAGGUGGCAUGAUCACUUGUGGAGGAUAGAAGUGUUAGAAGUUUGCAAGGUUCUCAAGAGCAGCAGAUUUAUAUGGAGCAACCUGAGUCAUCUGCUUCGUGUCUACAGCUUAAAUGUGAUGGUGAAGUGAGUAAUGGCACAGUCAAGUGCAGCCAUAGCCAACCCCAUGUGAAGGGCAAUAGAGAAGUGAUGGCACCACAUUAUCACCUACAUCAGUACAAACAGUUAUGAUCAUCUGCGAUACCAAGACCAGAAAUGACACCCUGGCCUAGAUGGUUAAUUAGAUAAAGUCGCACAAAAUCUAGUGCUCACCCAAAUCACUCAUCUUUUGAGUUGUUUCCAGCUGUUAAUAUCCUAAAGUGCAUAAAACUUGCUGAGGUGUGUUUUUGACCAUGGGAUCUAAGUUGAUGGACACUAAGUUUCUAAUUAUUGGACCCAUUUAGAUAUGCAAUGUCAUUCUGCUAGAAAGUGGACUUGUGACACCCAGGUCUACAUAGACAUGAUUUGCAAACCUCGAGACUGAUCCCUAAUGCAGAGGAGAAAUCACUGGUGACCCUCAGGGCUAGGCUUAGCCACUCCUGGGCCAAUGAGACCAGGUCUGACCUUGUGACCUAUGGGCCAAUGAAGACUGGGUUUGCCUUUUAAACAUUCAAAGCUGAGAUCAGGUCCCCAACUUUCCCAAUCCUCGUGACAUUCGAAACUGGGCUUAUUAUUCAUAUUCCUGGUGAGAUGGGGUUUGUGACACUUCAGUUUACAGAGACAGGGCUUGUGGCCUUUCAUUCCUUGAUCUACUGUACUCCCCUGGCCAGUAUUGACUGGUCUUGUAAUCCCUGUGCCAAUUUAAACAUGCUUUGUGACGUCCAUGAGAACAGAGUAAGGGUUUGCGAACCUUGCAUUUCCAGAAACAGAGGCUGUUAAUUGUCAGAAGGAUAGCAUGGUGAGCCUUGUGCCCAUAAACCACUAGCCCACACACCUCAGCACAUGCAGAUUAAACUUCUGGCACUUGGGCCACCUGAGAUCCAGUCUAUGCUGCCUAGACCUUGGGAUGCAUGCUUUGUGACAUUUGAGAUUUAAGAAAUCGAGUUUGUGAUCCUUAGAUCCUAGAACAACUGAGCUUUUGACUUCAGUUUUUUUUUCAGACAUGAGUUAUAACCCUUCAAGAACUGGAGACAUGAGCUGUUAAACAUUUGUCCCACCAGACCAGUGUACAGUGGGUCUUUGACCUUUGGGCUAACUAAUCAUCCAUAUGUGGCUCCAAUUUCUGUGGAGACAAGGUUAUGGUCUAUAGGUCC